AUGGGAGAAUACUAUAGUCCAAAAAAACAGUUUUUGGAUCUGAUGGCCGGUGCCCCGAAAGGGGAACAGGAAUCCAAAGUGUCCCCGAACAAUGAGAAGAAGACCGAAAAUGACCCAUUCGAAAUACGACUGAGGCUAGACAGAUCGGAAACACACAGUUUGGGAGUAGUAUGUUUGCCAGAAAAUAUACAAGGAAUGAAAAUAGAGACGUUUAAGCCAAUAAAUCCUUCGGCUACAUUUGAUGAUGAAAGCAUAGUGUGGAAGUCAUACGCAAGUGAAAAGCUGUUGACAAGACAGUUUAAGUCGAAAAAAACACAAGUGGAUACAGACUGCUAUUUUAUGAUGGUGGAGCACAAAGUAAGAUUAAAAAUGGAAUUUAUAAGAGCAAACAACACAAUACUAGUGUCGCCAGUGUCCAACUAUUUCAUAUUUGACCCGCACGUCCCAUUGAAAACGCAAAAUUUAUCAAGCAAAACAGACAGCAUUGAGGAGAGGCUGAAGAGAAUAGUUAGAACGGAGGAUAUAGAUACGAGGACGAAAACAGUGUCAAAUUUUAUGAAAAUGAGAAAAACAACGGAAAGCACAAAGACGAACUACGGGUGGGACUACAAGAACGAGGAGCUGAGCGACGACGAAAAUAUGCCGACAGUGGCGAGAACAGAAGAUAGUCAGGAUGACCCGUUCUAUAGCAAGGACUUGACGAACUACGGCCAUCACGUUAAAACGCUGCUGAUGAAGCAAGAGGAGGAGGAAGUGGACGAGGAGUUGAAGCAGUUCAGCGACGAUGAAGAAGAAUCACAGGUGUCUGGGAGCUCAAAGGUAAAGGGAGACAGUCAACAAGGCGCACCAGAACUGUCAUUUGGUGACAGAGUAAUUGAAUUCAUAAAGGAAAAUAAGAAAGUAACAAUCAAGUCGAUAUUGGUGCACUUUAACAUCAAGGAGAAGAACGAGGACUUCAGAACACUGCAGAGCGUGAUUCAAAAGAGGUGUACAAUGACGUCUGAAGAAAGGGAUGGGAAAACAACUAAAUAUAUAAGCAUAAAGUGA
This is a messenger RNA of Theileria orientalis strain Shintoku, 1047 nucleotides long. RefSeq lists its product as hypothetical. Bases 1 to 1047 code for a protein of 348 amino acids. Lineage: Eukaryota; Apicomplexa; Aconoidasida; Piroplasmida; Theileriidae. The transcript is spliced from 8 exons. The record is from RefSeq and is a predicted model, not a curated record.